Messenger RNA from Salvia miltiorrhiza (redroot sage), 1392 nucleotides. Its product is annotated as proteasome subunit alpha type-4-like. Bases 442 to 1188 code for a protein of 248 amino acids. The record is from RefSeq and is a predicted model, not a curated record. The transcript is spliced from 2 exons. Gene Ontology annotation, cellular component: proteasome core complex; cytosol; proteasome core complex, alpha-subunit complex. Gene Ontology annotation, biological process: ubiquitin-dependent protein catabolic process. Lineage: Eukaryota; Viridiplantae; Streptophyta; Magnoliopsida; Lamiales; Lamiaceae.
UAUAUGUUUAAAAAAAGGACGAAAAUAAGAAAAACAACAUAAAAUCAAACAAAUAAAAGCCUUUCUAAAAUUUUAUUUUUUCUCUUUCUUUUCACUUUCGUCUCUGUCUUGAAUUGUUCUGCUUCAUAUCUCUCACGUCUCCGGCCUCCCAUUGCCCCCGCCCUCGCCGGCUUUCCCAGUCUCCCUCAUCUCCUCUAAAAUUAAAUGCUUUAUAUAUAUGGAUGAGAGAGAGAGAGCUGAUAAUCUUUUCGGCGUGAGCCAAAUGCAAACCACUGGGCUUAGUAUUUCACAGCCCAAUAAGAUUCAUAGUUUUUUAUUCCAGCCCAGAAUUGGACUUUAAACAAAUAAAAUUCGUUUUUUUCUAUGUUUUUAUUUAUAUAUUUACGCAGUUUCUUGAAAGCCAAGCUCUCUCGUUGUCGAUUGCGCUUUUGACUGGUGAAUAUGUCUCGAAGAUAUGAUAGCCGUACAACAAUCUUUUCCCCGGAAGGGCGCCUCUACCAAGUUGAGUACGCGAUGGAAGCUAUUGGAAAUGCAGGGAGUGCUAUUGGGAUUCUGGCUAAAGAUGGAGUUGUGUUAGUCGGUGAAAAGAAGGUCAUAUCCAAACUACUUGAGACCUCCACAUCAGUCGAGAAGAUGUACAAGAUUGAUGACCAUGUGGCGUGUGCUGUGGCUGGGAUCAUGUCCGAUGCCAAUAUCCUGAUCAACACAGCGAGGCUCCAGGCGCAGCGCUACACGUUUGCCUACCAAGAGCCAAUGCCACUCGAGCAACUUGUUCAGUCUCUAUGCGAUACCAAGCAGGGCUACACACAGUAUGGUGGCCUCCGCCCCUUUGGUGUUUCAUUUCUGUUUGCAGGGUGGGACAAGAAUUACGGGUUUCAGCUUUACAUGAGCGACCCGAGUGGGAACUUUAGCGGCUGGAAGGCUGCAGCAAUCGGGGCAAACAACCAAGCUGCACAGUCUAUACUCAAACAGGAUUACAAAGACGACAUCACCAGAGAAGAGGCCGUUCACCUUGCUAUAAAGGUGCUCAGCAAGACCAUGGACAGCACGAGUCUCAACUCGGAGAAGCUUGAAUUGGCCGAGAUAUUCCUGUCUGCUGGGAAGGUGAAGUUCCAGAUGUGCCCUUCUGAUAAGGUUGACAAGAUGUUGGUGAAGUCGGGGUUAACGCAACCUUCUGCAGACGCAUAGUGAGCUUGAUCCUUACGUACAUUUGCCUUACAUCUUUCGAGUAAUGUUGCUUCUUUACCGUAGCUUUUUAUGUAUUUGUGCUCUUGAAAACCAAGUGUUCAAUGUUCUGUUUUGAAAUUUGAGCAAUGUCCUUCUAGUCAUUUUGCUUCUGCAGAUGAGAUGAUUUAUCAGAAAUGUGAGAAAUCCAACUAAUGAUUUUGCUUA